Molecule: messenger RNA, 4503 nt
Organism: Tricharina praecox
Lineage: Eukaryota; Fungi; Ascomycota; Pezizomycetes; Pezizales; Pyronemataceae
Exons: 6
Coding region: 342-4166 (1274 amino acids)
Biological process (GO): protein ubiquitination
Cellular component (GO): CCR4-NOT complex
Molecular function (GO): RNA binding; ubiquitin-protein transferase activity; metal ion binding
Source: RefSeq, a predicted model, not a curated record
CCGCAACUACAACCCGCCCCCGGAAGACCAGAACGGCCCGCCAACGAACAAACAACUUUAUCCUCCCGCCUUCCCUCCCUCCUUCUGCAUACAUCAAUCCCAUCCUCCGUCCCCACUACUACCACCGCUACUACUCCCCACGUACCUACACUUACCACCACCCUCCCACCCACCUCCCAUCCCCCCUCCUCCCCCACACACUUACUAAGAAGGUUUUUGUCCUACUACCUACACCACACCGGUCGACAUCACCUCUAAUACUACCGACCUUACCUCCCUCAACCAUACCUACCACCACCGCCCGCACCACCUCCCCACUUCCUACGCAAGCACCACAAGCAAUGUCGCGACUACAGCAAGACACCUUCAUUGACGAAGAGGAAGAAUACUGUCCUCUUUGCGUGGAGGAGUUUGACGUCCAAGAUCGUAACUUCAAACCGUGCCCCUGCGGCUAUCAGAUUUGCCAGUUUUGCUUCAACAAUAUCAGGACCAACCUCAACGGCCUCUGUCCGGCGUGCCGGAGGGAGUACCGCGAGGAGACGAUUGAGUACAAGGCGAUCACUGCGGAGGAAUUGAAAGCUGAAGACAGCAAGAAGAAACGCCUCGCUAGCGAGAAACGAAAGCACGAAGCACAGAAACGCGAGAUCGAAGCGCUCAACCGCAAACAUCUCUCUGGCCUCCGAGUGAUCCAGCGGAAUCUGGUAUAUGUUACUGGACUCAACCCCCGGAUCCGCGAGGAAGAGCUGCUUGCGACGCUGCGCGGCGAUCAGUACUUCGGACAGUACGGGAAGAUCCUCAAGAUCGUCGUCAACAAGCGGACUGCUCAGGGGAGUCCUGGGCAGGUGCACCACAGCUCGCAUCAGGACUCUCAGGGAUUGGGUGUCUACGUCACGUUCUCGAAUAAAAAUGAGGCGGAGAAGUGCAUUGCUGCUGUCGACGGUAGUGAGAAUGGUGACCGCACCCUGAGGGCUACCUACGGCACUACGAAGUACUGCUCGGCCUACCUUCGGAAUGAAACUUGUCCAAAUAAGAAUUGCAUGUUUCUACACGAACCGGGCGAGGAAGCAGAGUCAUUUAGCAGGAUGGAGCUGUCUACGGCCAACUCGAGGCAGAACAAUCAGGGGAAGGAGCAGCUGCAGCAGCUGCAGCAGCACAGUGCGUAUGGUCACCAGCCGCAGCCUUCGAGACCGCCCCAGAGAGAACAUCAUCCGACAGCGCCGCAUCACGAAAUGGCAAGGACGAACUCCCACGUAGGGUCCGCUGCUGGGGAUGCCGAUGGAGCAUCGGCGUUGCCCUCGACGGCGAAUUGGGCUAAGAACCCCCCUACCCCGGCGUCUCGUCCAGCUUCUCUGGUGCACUCGAUUGCAAGCAACCAGAUGCCUUCGAAGGUUUCCACGCCUAGUCCGAAGGAUAUACCGGCUUCGCCGCUGGCUCUGGCACAGCACGUCCUGAGUGCCCGAGAUCGGGAAAAUGGAAAGAAGGCGCCGGAUCGCACGAAACCAUCGGUACCGUCUCCUACGAUGUCUACUUCCUCGGGUGUAUCAAACGCGAACGGGAAAUCGGUGGGAGUCAUAGGACAGCCCGUACCGGCCCCCGUUACGAAACCACCAACCCCAGCACCAGCUCCACCCCCGGUCGUGGUGGCUAAGCCGAAAGCACCAGCAGUGCAGGCGAUUCCUACUGCCUUGGUGGAGCAGAUGCAACGAAUGCAACGGAUGCAGCGGGCUAUCACCAAUCCGAAUUUCAGGUUUGUGCUGUCGCCGACGGCCUUUUCGGCCGAGGAAUUCGAGCAGUUGUGCAAGUUCCCGCCCAUGUUCGACAAACACGGUGGUAGGCGAAGACGGGAAGUCAUGGAGAAGAUGAAGAAGCAGGCGGUAGAGUCCGGAGGCGAGAAAGUGGCUCAGCAGUCUCCUGCCGGGACGGCCGCCGCCCCUCCACCCAUGGGAUUGCCGUUGCGGGGGCUCACUCCGCUGCAGCAACAGCAGCAUCGUGAUGUCAGUGGACAGCAGUUGCAGAACCUCCAGGGCCUCGGUGCUCUUCAGCAGGAGUCUUUACUGCAACAACAGCAACACCAGCAGCAACACCAGCAGCAGCAGCAAUCCGCGCUUCGAACCCAAACUCCUCAGAGCCUCCUGCAGCAAGCUAGUGGUCAACAAGGCUUCAGUGGUGCUUUCCAGGGUCAAGGUCAAGGACCUAUGGGUCCGCCGCACCAGGGUGGUGGUCACACUCGGCAGUCAUCCAGGUAUACUUUCGCAAACGACAACCCUCUGACGGCCGGAACGAGUGUCAAUGCUCGCAGUAACGCCGCACAUAUGGCCGAGCAGAUCCGCAUGAUGCCUCCCCAGCAACAGCAGCAGAUGCCCCACCAACAGCAACUCGCACAGAUGUACGGUAGUGCGCCUAGUCUCGGCGGUUCUCUGUUGGGGUCUGUCCAGCAGCCGCCUCCAGGGCUCAAGAACGCGCCAACUCCACCUGCACCCGGCCUCGGUGGUAUUCCCAUGGGCAACAUCCCUGGCCUCGGACAGUUCUCUGGCAUGGGAUUGGGUGGCCAUCACGGAAAGAGCGAGGGCGAGAACCUGCUGCUUCGGGAGCUGCUGGCUGGAAACGGUGCUCCGCGCCUGGGUGGUGCGUCGAGUACGUCCCUGACGAGGGGUGGUGACGGGAAGCUUGAUCUUGGAGACCCCAGCAUCCUUCAGGCGCGAGUUGCCCAACCCCAUCACCAGAUGCAACAGCAACAGCAGCAACACCAGGGGCUUCAAGCCGCAGGACAGGGCCAACAAGCAGAUUUCGGACCUCUCAUUCCUACGGGACCGAGGAUUCGUGUGCCCGCUCCUGCGCCCGCCACUACUACUACUACGCCUGCAGCUGCGACUCCGGUGCCCGUUACGCCGAUCGUGAGUGACGAGGAUUUCCCGGCUCUUGCGCCGCCGCAGGCUGCUGUGGGCACCGGAGUGUUGAUCGGGAAGAAGGAGAAGAAGGAGCGGAAGAGAAGGGAGAAGAAGGAGGGGAGAGAUGGUAAGGAGGAGGAGACUGAGGAGGUGAAGGAUGGAGUGGAGAAGACGGCGGAGGUGGAGAAAUUGGUGGAAGUCGUGGAGAAGAAGGAGAUCAAGACGGCGAAGGUCGAGGAGACGCUCCCUAUGGUCGUCGAGAUCUCGGCCACUCCCGGUCCUUCCAAAGGCACAGAGAAGGAGGAGAGAAAGCCUCCAGCUUCAGCCUUCGAGCCCUCGGAGCCCUCCACCAAGCGCCAGGGCCCCCUGAUGAUGCGCAUCCUCUCCAAAGAUUCCCUACGUUCGGUCCCCUCGACUGUCUCCGACAUGACCGAGAGUCGUCCUUCCACGCCCCUCAUCAACAAGCCGAUCACUGGCCCUGCGCUGGCGGAUAUGCCUCUGGUAGUGACCAAGACCAAGAGCGCCUUGAAGAAGGAGCGGCUUGCUGCUCUGAAAGAGAAGGAGCGCUUCGAGGCCGAGGCUCUCGCCGCCGCGCGGGCAAAUGAUGUUCAAGCUCCCCUCGUGGGCCGGAUGAAGAAGAAAAAAGAGGCGAAGCUUUCCGCCAGGAAAACUUCCGACAAGUCUACUGUCGGCGACACGGAGGACACAGCCUCGGAGCGCCCGACCUCCGACACCGUCUCGGUAGCCGACACCACCGACCUCCCGCUCCCCCUCCCGCGCCCCGCGGAGCCAGAGCACAAAACCCCCAUCCAGCUAAUCUCGGAGAUCCUCUAUUCCCACUCCUCGCUGCUCCGCUAUGAAAUGUUCAAGCCCCAUCUGCCAGGCCUGAAGUGGGAAUCGAUGAUUUCGCCCGAAGACCUGCUGCUGCUCCGCAGCACCGCGGCGAACUCGCUCACCACCGCCGCCAUGCCGCUCUCGCUCUUCGAGUCCCGCAUCUUUGUGUCCCCCGCGGGCAGCACGCUCCACGGCUUGAGCGCGGAACAGGAGGAGCGCUACGUGCAGCUCGAGAAGGAGCAGAAGUUCAAGGACGGCCGCAUCAACCGCGAGGGCAUAGACGCGCUGUGGAAGCCGAGCGUACCCGAGAUGGAAGCGCGAGGCGAGAAGUCCGCCAAGGAACUUGAGGCCGCCGUCAAGGAGAGCAGGAAGAUCGCUGAGGGAUACGAGAAGAAGUGCGAGAAACUCGCCAAGAGGAAUCGUAAAAUCAUGGGCUUGGUUUGACUUAUUACCUGCCUGUGUGGCCUCUGGUGCUGGUUUUUUUUUCUGGGCCUGGCUUUGGCGCUGGCCUGCUGCUUUGAGCGAUUCGAUGGGCAUGGAUGGGCGCUUGUUGUACUUUUACUUUUACUUUUGCUGCGCGCGCGGUUGACUGAUGACUGAUGCAUGACUGAUGGAUGGCUAGACGUGUGUGUCGCCUGUUAAUUGUUGGGAAGGGGAGAGGGAUACCCAUUACCUACAUACCUCGGUGCUUUGCUUUGCUUUGCUUGGUGAUAGCGAUCGAGAAAAUGAAUAUGCGAUUAGAUGCGAUUAGAUGUGUGCAUGAUAAUGAUACUAGUACUGU